Molecule: messenger RNA, 1301 nt
Organism: Exophiala xenobiotica
Lineage: Eukaryota; Fungi; Ascomycota; Eurotiomycetes; Chaetothyriales; Herpotrichiellaceae
Exons: 1
Coding region: 420-986 (188 amino acids)
Source: RefSeq, a predicted model, not a curated record
CUAACAAUCCCCAACCCGAACCCGUGCCUGCUUCACCCAGUGACCACCCAUUAUCCAUGGCCUACUCAUCACUACGCGCCGUGUGACUGCCAACCUGGUAGUGACCUAGAGUCAGCUUCUCAUAUACCACUUAACUGCCUUGUUUUUCACUCACUCUUUCUUCUUUCGCUUCCAACGACUCCCAGUCGUUCUUCACUACUCUUUCUUUGUUCUCAAUCAGUCAUCCGCACCCAACUACAGUACCACCUGCUGGCCUCGAGGUUCCUGUCACUACCUCUUUGUUCCUGCACCUUCCACCUUCACUACGAACACGUCACUCUCUGACUCCUACGUCCUUCAACAGUUGAUCUACUCUGUCAAAUUUAUAUACUCCUUCCAAUUACCGACCUACAUAUCCUACAGACCUCUCCACUCCCACCAUGUCGGACCUUCGCGGCGAAGCCAAAGACUACCAACGCUUCAAGAACCACAACACCAAGUGGGCAAGAGGUGGGAAAGGCAACAAGUCUCAACCAUGCACUCAGCAUGAGGCCCUCAACUCGACUUGCCACAAGUGCGUUGGCCCUCCUAAACACGUCACCACAAGCGAGGCAAGAUACAAGCAGCACCACAAGAACAGAGUAACCUCUCAGACUGCAACCCUGGCACGCAAGGUAUUCCGUAAUGAGGUGGUCGAUGCUAUGGAUGGUCCUCUGGCACACGUCUCAGACAACUCCGAGGGCGAGGAAGUCCCAGACGCAUCUGCUGCUCCUGUUCCAGCCGAAGCAGAUUUCCUGUACAGCUACGACUCAACAGCUAGUCCUCGUGCUGGCUCGGAUAUCCUCAGUCAUGCUAUCACCCAGGCUGUUCGAAGAUACGAGAACAACGAAACCGACAAGCUGAUCAAGAAGGAAUACGAUGUUGUCGAUGGCAAGGAAAUGGCUGAUGUGUCUACGGAUGAGGAUGAAUUCGACUUCGAGGUGAUCGAACAUUCUCACUUGAACUGAUUUCAUGUCCAAAUACGGACUUCAGGCGUUAUGGAUUGUGGUUAGCAGUUUUAAUCACGAGCUUUCAUUUUUACUUCAUCAAGAUACCCCAGGAAUCAUUAGGGAAGCGAAUUGCUCAUCAUGGAACCGGCGCUUCUUGAGGAUAUGAAUGACCUUGGCAAGGGACUGACACCCAUGGAAUUGACUGGGGUGUCCUUGGGUUCUAUGGCGUUUUGACUGUGGAAUGCCGAGAUUGACAGCAGUCAUAUUGACUGUACAUUAUCAAAACCGUACACGAUGCUCUACUGAGCUCAAUGGCUGAAUGUCUCAACUUGA